AUGGCAGACGCAAUCCUAUCCUUUGUAGUAGAGAAUAUAGGCAAAUUGGCUAUUGAAGAAGGAAAGUUUCUGCAAGGCGUUAGCGACCAAGUCAGACUCCUUCGUCACGAUCUCAAACUGAUACAAUGGUUCUUAAGAAAUGCAGAUACGGAACGGACUACAAGGGACAGUAUACAACAGUGGGUUCCGGAGUUUAGAGCUGUCGCUUAUGAAGCUAGUGAUUUGGUUGAAGAUUAUGCUUUGAGGGUUUCAAUUUCAAGCAACGAAGGCUUUACAAGUACUCUAAAGAGGAUUGCUUGCAUCGCCACAGAAGGUUAUACCAUUCAUGAUUUGGGUUUAAAGAUUCAAAGUCUGAGAACUAGGAUCUCUAAUCUCACCAAAAAUUUUGGCCAGUUUGGGCAUGUAAUGACCAGAACGGAGGAAGCAGAGUCGAGAGCUCCAUUCAGGCGGCAACAGUUAAGGCACGCUUACUCCUCUGUGGCCGACGAGGAUGUGGUUGAACUGCCUAAUGAUGUUCAGGUGCUGGUUAAAUAUUUGCUGAAUGAGGCGGCAGAGCGCAAAAUAAGUGUGGCUUCGAUUUUCGGCAUGGGAGGCAUAGGCAAAACCACUCUUGCUAGAAAGAUAUAUCACCAUGAAAGAUUGAAGCAUUAUUUUGAAGGUUUUGCUUGGGUUUGUGUGUCACAACAAUGCCAACCAAACGAUCUCUUGCAAAGCAUUCUACUCAAGCUUAUUCCUGAACAAAGAAAUGUGAUUGUGACGAGCAAAGAAGAUGAGCAAAGGAGGCUGCUUCAACAGCACUUGCGAGCUAGGAGAUGUAUGAUAGUCCUCGACGACAUUUGGUCAAAAGAAGCUUGGGAUUGCCUAAAAGACGCAAUUCCAAUUUCGGAGCAUGGAUCCAAAAUUUUGUUCACAACUCGUAAUAGAGAUGUGGCAACACAUAUUGCUCCAUAUGGUUAUCACCAUCCACUGAGUGGUUUGACCAACGAAGAAAGUUGGGAGUUGCUACAAAAGAAAUCAUUGUGGGCGAGCAAUGGGGCAGAUGCGUCGUAG
Molecule: messenger RNA, 1050 nt
Organism: Coffea eugenioides
Lineage: Eukaryota; Viridiplantae; Streptophyta; Magnoliopsida; Gentianales; Rubiaceae
Product: putative disease resistance protein At1g50180
Exons: 2
Coding region: 1-1050 (349 amino acids)
Biological process (GO): defense response to other organism
Molecular function (GO): ADP binding
Source: RefSeq, a predicted model, not a curated record